Loxodonta africana (African savanna elephant) is the source of this 5229-nucleotide messenger RNA. RefSeq names its product gem nuclear organelle associated protein 5 (gene GEMIN5). Gene Ontology annotation, molecular function: protein binding; mRNA 3'-UTR binding. Gene Ontology annotation, cellular component: SMN complex; nucleus. The record is from RefSeq and is a predicted model, not a curated record. NCBI's taxonomy places the organism in Eukaryota, Metazoa, Chordata, Mammalia, Proboscidea, Elephantidae. The transcript is spliced from 28 exons. Gene Ontology annotation, biological process: spliceosomal snRNP assembly. Bases 49 to 4578 code for a protein of 1509 amino acids.
ACGACCUGCGCCUCUGGCUGCUCCUCUCAUCUUAGGCGGCCCGCGGACAUGGGGCAAGAACCGCGGACGCUGCCUCCGUCCCCCAACUGGUACUGCGCCCGCUGCAGCGACGCCGUACCCGGGGGUCUUUUCGGCUUCGCGGCGCGGACCUCGGUCUUCCUAGUCCGCGUGGGCCCGGGCGCAGGCGCAAGCCAUGGGACGCCCCCGUUUCGAGUCAUAGGGGAGUUGGUGGGACACACCGAAAGAGUCUCUGGCUUCACGUUUUCUCAUCACCCGGGUCAAUACAACCUCUGUGCCACCAGCUCUGACGAUGGGACUGUGAAAAUCUGGGAUGUAGAGACGAAAACAGUUGUGACAGAACAUGCACUCCAUCAGCAUACAAUAUCAGCAUUGCAUUGGUCUCCUCGAGUAAAGGACUUGAUAGUAUCUGGGGAUGAAAAAGGGGUCAUUUUCUGUUACUGGCUUAACAGAAAUGACAGCCAGCACCUCUUUACUGAACCCAGGACAAUUUUCUGUCUUACUUGUUCACCUCAUCAUGAAGAUUUAGUAGCCAUUGGCUACAAGGAUGGCAUGGUGGUUAUAAUUGACAUCAGUAAGAAAGGAGAAGUAAUUCACAGGCUUCGAGGCCAUGACGAUGAAAUCCACUCCAUAGCCUGGUGUCCCCUCCCUGGUGAAGACUGUUUAUCCAUAAAUCAAGAGGAAAAUUCAGAAGAACCUGAAAUUCCCAAUGGGAAAGUUAUACCACAAACUCCAGUAACAAAAGGCUGCUACUUAGCCACUGGAAGCAAAGAUCAGACUAUUCGAAUCUGGAGCUGCUCCAGAGGCCGAGGGGUAAUGAUUUUGAAAUUGCCCUUUUUGAAGAGAAGAGGAGGGGGGAUAGACCCAACUGUUAAAGAACGCCUUUGGUUGACACUCCAUUGGCCCAGUGAUCAGCCAACACAGCUGGUAUCCAGCUGUUCGGGAGGCGAACUGCUGCUAUGGGAUCUCACCCAGUCUUGGAGACGGAAAUAUACCCUCUUCAGUGCUUCAUCAGAAGGGCAAACUCAUUCAAGAAUUGUGUUUAAUUUAUGUCCUUUACAAACUGAAGACAACAAAAAACUGCUGCUUUCCACAUCAAUGGAUAGAGACAUAAAAUGUUGGGACAUGUCCACCAUGGAGUGCUGCUGGACCCUACCUUCCCUUGGUGGGUUUGCCUACAGUCUUGCUUUCUCUCCUGUGGACACUGGCUGUUUGGCUAUAGGCGUUGGGGAUGGCAUGAUCCGUGUAUGGAAUACACUGUCCUUAAAAAACAACUAUGAUGUGAAAAAUUUUUGGCAGGGUGUCAAGUCCAAGGUUACAGCGCUGUGCUGGCACCCAACCAAGGAAGGUUGCUUAGCAUUUGGAACUGAUGAUGGAAAAGUGGGCUUGUAUGACACCUACUCCAACAAACCGCCACAGGUUUCUAGCACAUAUCAUAAGAAGACUGUGUACACUCUAGCCUGGGGCCCACCAGUGCCCCCUAUGUCACUCGGAGGAGAAGGAGACAGACCUUCCCUCACGUUAUACAGCUGUGGAGGGGAAGGGAUUGUCUUACAGCAUAACCCCUGGAAGCUUAGUGGAGAGGCCUUUGACAUCAACAAACUCAUCAGGGAUACCAAUUCAAUCAAAUACAAAUUGCCAGUACACACAGAGAUCAGCUGGAAAGCAGAUGGCAAAAUCAUGGCUCUUGGCAAUGAAGAUGGAUCAAUAGAAAUAUUUCAGGUCCCCAACUUGAAACUCAUCUGCACCAUCCAGCAGCAUCACAAGCUUGUGAAUGCCAUUAGCUGGCAUCAUGAGCACGGCAGCCAGCCAGAGUUGAGCUAUCUGAUGGCCUCUGGGUCCAACAACGCAGUCAUUUAUGUGCACAACCUGAGGACUGUCAUAGAGAGCAAUCCUGAAUCUCCAGUAACCAUUACAGAGCCUUACCGGACCCUCUCAGGGCACACAGCCAAGAUUACCAGCCUGGCUUGGAGCCCACAUCAUGACGGGAGACUGGUAUCUGCUUCCUACGAUGGAACGGCACAGGUGUGGGAUACUCUGCGAGAAGAGCCUCUGUGCAAUUUCCGAGGACACCGAGGACGACUGCUUUGUGUGGAGUGGUCCCCGUUGGAUCCAGACUGCAUCUACUCCGGGGCAGAUGACUUCUGUGUAUACAAAUGGCUCACUUCCAUGCAGAAUCAUUCCCGGCCUCCUCAAGGCAAAAAAAGUAUUGAAUUAGAGAAAAAAAGGCUCUCUCAACCUAAGUCAAAACCCAAAAAGAAGAAAAAGCCCACCUUGAGAGUGCCCACAAAGCAGGAGUCAUUUGACGGGAAUGAAGAAGAGAGCCUAAAGGAGAGCUCCGGGCCUGUUGAGAAUGGAGUGUCAGACCAGGAGGGGGAGGAGGAAGCACAGGAGCCUGAGGUGCCCUGCGGCCUCACUUCAGCGGUUUCUAGAGAACCAAUUAUCUAUUCUCCAGUUGGCUUGGGCUUUGAAAAGUCCAAAGUCAUCAUUAAUAACAAAGUCACUUUACCAAAAAAGGAGGCAGCUAAAGAGAAACCAGAAGCCUUAAUCAAGAAGAGAAAAGCUCGUUCCAUGCUUCCACUGAGUACAAGCCUGGACCACAGGUCCAAAGAGGAGCUUCAUCAGGACUGUUUGAUACUAGCAACUGCAAAACAUUCCAAAGAGCGAAAUGAGGACGUGAUUACUGAUCUUGAGGACAGAUUUCACCUGGGGCUUUUCACAGACAGGUCUACCCUGUACAAAAUGAUUGAGGUUGAAGGAAAAGGUCACUUGGAAAAUGGCCACCCUGAGUUAUUUCACCAGCUCAUGCUUUGGAAAGGAGAUCUGAAAGGUACUCUCCAGACCGCAGCAGAAAGAGGGGAACUGACGGACAAUCUUGUGGCUAUGGCACCAGUGGCUGGCUACCAUGUGUGGCUGUGGGCCGUGGAAGCUUUCGCCAAACAGCUGUGUUUCCAGGAUCAGUAUGUCAAGGCCGCCUCUCACCUGCUUUCUAUCCAUAAAGUGUAUGAAGCUGUGGAGCUGCUCAAGUCAAACCAUUUCUACAGGGAAGCUAUUGCCAUUGCCAAGGCCCGGCUGCGCCCAGAGGACCCAGUCCUGAAGGACCUGUACCUCAGCUGGGGAGCCAUCCUAGAAAAAGAUGGCCAUUAUGCCAUGGCAGCCAAAUGCUACUUAGGGGCCACUUCCACCUAUGAUGCAGCCAAAGUUUUGGCCAAAAAGGGGGAUGCAGCAUCACUUAGAACAGCUGCAGAGCUGGCCGCAAUUGUAGGAGAGGAGGAGUUGUCUGCUUCGCUGGCUCUCAGAUGUGCCCAGGAGCUGCUGCUGGCCAGGAACUGGGUGGGAGCCCAGGAAGCCCUGCAACUGCAUGAAAGUCUAAAGGGUCAGAGACUAGUGUUUUGCCUUCUCGAGCUACUGUCCAAACAUCUGGAGGACAGGCAGCUUUCAGAGUGCAGAAGCUCCUCCUCUUAUCAUGCUUGGAGCGCAGCCACCGAAGGGCCCUUGGAGGAGAGGGUGAUUGCAGUGUGGAAGAGCACCUUUGGCCUUGAUGCACCAGGGCAGUAUCAGGCAGCAUUUCAGAAGCUCCAGACCAUCAAGUACCCAUCUGCUACAAAUAACACUCCCUCCAGACAGCUCCUGCUUCACAUUUGCCACGACUUGACUUUGGCGUUGCUGAGCCAGCAGGUGGCCUCCUGGGAUGAGGCCGUGAAAGCGCUGCUUCGAGCUGUGGUCCGGAGCUAUGACUCGGGAAACUUCACCAUCAUGCAGGAAGUCUACUCUGUCUUUCUUCCUGAGGGCUGUGAUCACCUAAGAGAGAAACUGGGUGACCAUCAGGCCUCUGGCACAGCAGCUUUCAAAAGUUUGGAGGCCUUUUUUCUGUACGGACGCCUGUAUGAAUUCUGGUGGUCUCUCUCCAGGCCUUACCCUGAAUCCUGUGUCUGGGUAAGUGUUGAUCACAGGAGGAAAACUGUUGAGCACAGCCAGCAGUUGGAUGAUGCCAGCCCUGAAGAAGCUGACCCUGUGGCUUCCUGUCAGCUAGAGCUAAGCAGGCCCCCAGAACAUGACUUGAGACUCAUGGAAGAAAGUGAGAGAGUGCUGAGUGCUUGUAAGGAGCUCUUUUCAGAAAGGCAUGCCAGUCUCCAGAACUCACAGAGAACCAUUGCUGAAGUCCAGGAGACCUUGGCAGAAAUGAUCCGCCAGCACCAGAAGAAUCAGCUCUGUGAGUCCACAGGGAAUGGUCCUGACAAGAGGGAGUCUGAGCAGGAAGGAGAAGGGUCCCCCUCUAGUCCUCAGAGCCAGUGUAGUAAAGAAGAAAAAAAUGAACCAGUUUCCCUGCCUGAAUUAACCAAAAGACUUACAGAGGCAAAUGAGAGAAUGGCUAAAUUUCCUGAGAGUAUUAAGAGCUAUCCCUUCCCAGAUGUGCUGGAGUGUUGCCUCGUCCUGCUUCACAUCAGGUCCCAGUAUCCUGGCUGUGUGACCCCAGAAAUGCAGGAACAGGCUGAAGAGCUCCUCCACAAAUACGGCAACUCUAGAGUUUACAGAAGACAUUGCCAGGCCUGCACGUGAACUUUCAAGGACCUUCAAGAAACUGUGCCAAAUUCUGAAUGUUUGGCACCUUUCACCUCUGCAGUCACACUACGCCACAUAUUUACUCUGAUCCCUAGAUUCUUUUGCAGUUACCCAAAACAGUAUAUAUGAGGGGCAAGUUGGCAUCAACACUGCCCUCAGACAGAGCAGAAUCUGACUUGGUUAUAGAGUUGGAUUCUUUGGACUUAAUUAUGGUUUCCUACUGGAGGAAAGAGUAUGAAAAGCCAGUAGUAGUUACUCAGAAGGUACCCGUGGAGUGAGUGUUGGUCAUCUCUAAAGCCUUAUGCAGGUUUCACCCAAAGAGGAGAAACAUUUUUAAUCACCCAAAGUGUUAUCUUAAACACAAGCUACCUUUCUAAAUAUUUUGCCUAAUCGUAAACAUGUCAUUCUCGGUAGAGAUAGAAUUGCUGCAUUCUUUGGCUAUUGGUAUGAUUUUUUUAGUUGUGUUUUUGUUAACAUGGGUCCUCCCCCUCUACCCAUUCAGAGAUUGAAGUUUGAAUGUGAAAUAGGCCUUUUACCUAUCAUGUUGACUAUUUAUCCUGUCUGAACUUUCAAUCAAAAUUUUGGUUUUGUUUUAUGUAAUUGUUUAUUUGGACAAAUCAUUUACUAAAGCUUGAGAAGAACAGAUAA